AUGGAAGCCUUGACCUUUGAGGAUGUGGCUGUGAACUUCACCCAGGAGGAGUGGGCUUUGCUGGAUCCUUCCCAGAAGAACCUUUACAGAGAUGUGAUGUUGGAAGUCCUCAGAAACCUGGCUUCUAUAGGUAAUAAUGAUGUUUCUAAAAUUACCUUUCAUUUCUCCUCUUUAUUUAGAAAGCAUGAAAGAACUUAUUCUGGAGAGAAACUCUGUGAAUGUAAACAAGGUGGUCGAACCUUUAUUUCACACACAAGUCUUCAAAGGCACAAGAUCACACACACGGGGAAUGCACGUUUCAAAUGUAAGGUAUGUGGGAAAGACUGUGCUUAUCCCAGUUUAUUUAGAAUACAUCAGAGAACACAUACUGGAGGGAAGCCCUAUGAAUGUAAGCAGUGUGGUAAAGCCUUUGCUAAAUCCAGUUAUCUUCAAAUACAUGGAAGAACACAUACUGGAGAGAAGCUCUAUGAAUGUAAGCAAUGUGGGAAAGCCUUUGCUACUUCCCAUCAGCUUUAUAACCACGGAAGUAUACAUACCAGAGAAAAGCCCUAUGAAUGUCAACAAUGUGGAAAAGCCUUCACUACUGCCUCUUGCCUUAAGAUACACGAACGAACUCAUACUGGAGAGAAGCCCUAUGAAUGUAAGCAGUGUGGGAAAGCCUUCACUCAGUCAUCUCACCUUCACUCACAUGAACAAACUCAUACUGGAGAGAAGCCCUAUGAAUGUAAGCAGUGUGGCAAAGCCUUUGCUAUGUCUAGUAACCUUCAGAUUCAUGGAAGAGUACAUACUGGAGAGAAGCCCUAUAAAUGUCAGCAGUGUGGCAAAGCCUUUGCUAAAUCUGGUGACCUUCACAGACAUGAACGUACUCAUACUGGAGAGAAGCCCUAUGAGUGUAAGCAGUGUGGCAAAGCUUUCACUCAGUCCUCUCACCUUCACUCCCAUGAACAAAUUCAUACUGGACAGAAGCCCUAUGCAUGUAAACAGUGUGGCAAAGGCUUUGCUAGAUCCAGUGACCUUCAAAUACAUGGAAGAACACAUACUGGAGAGAAGCCCUAUGAGUGUAAACAUUGUGGCAAAGCCUUUGCUAGAUCCAGUGACCUUCACAUACACGGAAGAACUCAUACUGGAGAGAAGCCCUAUGAAUGUAAGCAGUGUGGCAAAGCGUUUGCUCAGUCUAGUCAGCUACACUCACAUGAAAAAACUCAUACUGGAGAGAAGCCCUAUGAAUGUAAGCAGUGUGGCAAAGCCUUUGCUUCAUCCCAUCAGCUUCACAAACAUGGAAGAAUACAUACCCUAUGAAUGUCAACAAUGUGGAAAAGACUUUGCCACAUCCUGUCUGUUUCACACACGUGAAAGUACACAUACUGCAGAGAAAUCGUA
Messenger RNA from Marmota flaviventris (yellow-bellied marmot), 1380 nucleotides. NCBI's taxonomy places the organism in Eukaryota, Metazoa, Chordata, Mammalia, Rodentia, Sciuridae. The record is from RefSeq and is a predicted model, not a curated record.